Messenger RNA from Oenanthe melanoleuca, 1188 nucleotides. RefSeq names its product retinol dehydrogenase 8 (gene RDH8). Bases 5 to 1171 code for a protein of 388 amino acids. Gene Ontology annotation, molecular function: oxidoreductase activity. The record is from RefSeq and is a predicted model, not a curated record. NCBI's taxonomy places the organism in Eukaryota, Metazoa, Chordata, Aves, Passeriformes, Muscicapidae. The transcript has 5 exons.
CACCAUGCGGGACCAGUCCCGGGGAAUUCCGGAUGAAUUUUUGGGGUUAUUUUUGGGAUCCCUGAUGAAUUUUUGGGAUAUUUUCGGGUUUUUUGGGCUCGCAGUCCUGGCCACCAUGCGGGACCAGUCCCGGGGAAUUCCGGAUGAAUUUUUGGGGUUAUUUUUGGGAUCCCUGAUGAAUUUUUGGGAUAUUUUGGGGUUUUUUGGUGUCGCAGUCCCGGCCACCAUGCGGGACCUGUCCCGGGGAAUUCCGGAUGAAUUUUUGGGGUUAUUUUUGGGAUCCCUGAUGAAUUUUUGGGAUAUUUUCGGGUUUUUUGGGGUCGCAGUCCUGGCCACCAUGCGGGACCUGUCGCGCCGGGGGCCGCUGGAGGCCGCGGCCGGGGCCACCCUCGGGGACACGCUGCGCGUGCUGCAGCUCGAUGUCACCAGCGACAGCUCCGUGGCCGAGUGCCUGGCGGGGGUCCCGGGGGGGCGCGUGGACGUCGUGGUGAAUAACGCCGGGGUGGGGCUGGUGGGGCCCCUGGAAAGCGCCUCGGGGCCGCAGGUGCAGCGGGUGUUCGACACCAACGUUUUCGGGGUGCUGCGCCUGGCGCGGGCUCUGCUCCCCCAAAUGAAGCAGCGCCGCAGCGGCCACAUCGUGGUGGUCAGCAGCGUCAUGGGGCUGCAGGGGGUUGUUUUCAACGACAUCUACUCGGCCUCCAAGUUCGCGGUGGAGGGGCUGUGCGAGAGCCUGGCGGUGCAGCUGCUGCAGUUCAACGUCUUCGUGUCUCUGGUGGAGCCGGGCCCGGUGAACACGGAAUUCGAGGCCAAAGUUCUGCAGGAAGUGGAAAAAUCGGAAUUUCCCGAGACAGACCCCGAAACUCUUCGCUAUUUCCGCGAGGUUUACCUGCCCGCCAGCAAGGACGUGUUCCGCACCUUCGGCCAGAGCGCCCAGCAGGUGGCGCAGGCCAUCGUGGAUGUGAUCGGCGCCCCCCGCCCCCCGUUCCGGACCCCCACCAACCCCCUGUACUCGCCGCUGCUCGCCCUGCGCUACGCCGACCCCCGCGGCGAUUUGGGGGUUCGCACCUUCCACCGCCUCCUCUUCAACCUGGGCCCCGCCUUCCACCUCAGCCUGGCGCUGCUCAGGUGUCUCACCUGCCGCUGCUGCAGCCGCAGGGUCACCCCCGUCUGAGGGAACCCCCAAAAUUU